AAAGUAGCCUGCAUGGUGCCUCGUUCCUCCCUCGUUCCCAUUUCCUUCUCUUCCUUCAUCGUCACGUCUGUCUUUUGCACUGCAUCCCUUGUUCUUGAUUCCCCACGACUCCCGUCGUCAGCGUCCAUCUAUAUCCGUCAUCAUUACUCUGUCUUCUCCGCCAUCCCGUCAUCUCCGUCACGACAUCGGGAUCCUAGCCGCUGUCCCCGCUCUCGGCUCCGUCCCACGUCGCUCUCUCUCGCCUUAUCGUCCCUCGCGUGCCUCGUGCCUCGCCCUCACCUCGCCUUGCUCGCCCUCAUCCUGUGCUCAUCCCCUUGCUUGCUAGCUAGCUGGCUCGCUCUUAGGUUUGGACUUGCAUCGUGUAUCGCAAGCCCAAAUCAUGGAGUUCCAGUCAACAAACCCAAGCUUCCGCGUCAGCUGGCUGCUUGGUCUCCAGCCUUAUCAGCAUAUCCCCACGACCCCGCCCUGGGCCAAGCAAUACGAAACAAAUGACCCCAACUUCUCUGUCCGCUUCAUCAUAGGCAUCGUUCCCAGUAAAAGGUCCCGGAGAUCUAGAAAGCCCAGAACCCGUCGCACCGUAAAACAGCCCGUCAAAGCCGAGGAGGAUGAUUUGGGUAUCGACCCGUUUGGUUUGCGGAGGUUGUUUGACGAUCUCUCCGAGGAAGAGGUCAAGGAAGCCGAGGAAGCCGAGCAGCUUCCUGUAGAUGGAGAACCCGAGAUUUUGGCAGAGGCGGGCUUCUUGGAGCUUUGCUCAAAGAUGGAGCAGUUGCUGGAUGAUAUUGAGUCAUCCCAACAAGAUUCCGAUGAUUCAGACAACGAAUCUAUAGACGGCCUCGACCCUGAAGACUGCGACGACGAAUCCCCCUCUCGAAUCGAAUGGCUACGACAAAAGACGGUGGAAAAGGCCGAGAACAAGUAUCUGGACAGGCUCAUGUCUCUACCAGGUCUCGAAGAAGCCAAGGCCUUUUUCCUCCAUGCAAAGGCCAAGAUUCAGGCUGCGACACGACGCGAAACCGACCUGAAAAAGGAAAACUUUGAUGCUGUUUUCAUGGGCAAUCAGGGAACCGGAAAAACGAUGCUUGCCAAUCUGUAUGCCAAAUUCCUGGCCUCGAUGGGUGUAGUCAAGGCGGUGGGUGCCAUCGACGGCAUCAGCAAGUUUUCCGCCUACAACAUGUCCAAGACGUCGACCCUCAGCAGCAUCCACAGCAGUUGCAUCACCACCGGCGGAUGUAUUGCCAUUAUCGACCACGCUCAUCUCCUCGAUCACGAUGAUUGCAACUUGUGGAACUUUUACGUCCGUUCCCUGGAUCUCCCCGGCAAGAUUGUCAUCAUUUUUGCUGGCAACGGAGAUUGGGGCUUGUCCGAUCAACUUGGUUACAGUGCCCAAGUCUCGAAUCACUUUCCCGUGCUGAAACUGCCCAACUACAACAAGGAUCAGCUGCAGACAGUCUUCCACGGCAUGAUGCGACGAUGGUUCAACAAGAAGAUGGAGGUUGAAGGGGGCUACGACGGUCCAAUUAUGAAGAUUUUGAUGCGCCGGAUCACCCAGGGAAUCAACGAAAAGAUGUUUGGCAACAUCUGGCCCGUCCGAAAAGCAUUCCUCGAAGCCUGCAGGCGACAGGUGGAGAGAUUUCGCCUGGCGCGAAAGGACGGCAACUAUCUCGAGGAUUACAUGAUGACCAGGGAGGAUUUGCUCGGCAACAAACCCUCACUUGGGCCCGACAACAGCCCCGCGUGGAAGGAGUUGCAGGAACUGGUGGGCUUGGAUGCCGUCAAAGAGUCGAUCCUUUCCGUCGUCAACCAGGUCAACCAAAACCACAUCCGAGAGAUGCGAGGCGACGAACCUUUGAACGUCAGCGCCAAUCGGGUGUUUUUGGGAGCGCCAGGCACCGGAAAGACGACGGUUGCUCGACUUUACGGCAAGAUCCUGGCAGACUUUGGCAUUCUGUCCAAAGGAGAGGUUUUUGUCAAGACUCCUACUGAUCUUCUAGACCGAUACAUAGGAGGAUCGGAGAAUAACACCAAGGAGGCUUUGCGAGAGGCCAAGGGGAGCGUUUUGAUCAUCGACGACGCCCACAUGCUGGAUCCCGGGCGCAGUUCCAACAGCCAUUCCAAGAAUGGAGACUUCCGCGGCGGCAUCAUCGACACCAUUGUUGCUGAAGUCGCUGGCACACCUGGCGAGGAUCGUUGCGUCAUCCUCUGUGGGUAUCCCGAUCAGAUGAAGGAAAUGUACGGCAAUUGCAAUCCAGGCCUGGCACGACGAUUUCCUCUAGACUCUGCAUUUGUCUUUGAGAACUUUGACGAGGAAAGUCUUGGGAAGAUUUUGGAUCUCAAGCUCAACAAGGAGAAGCUGAUUGCAACGGACAAGGCACGGGAGGUUGCCAUGGAAGUCUUGAAGCGCUCUGCCGUCCGACCCAACUUUGGCAACGGUGGUGAAGUGGACAAUCUCAUUUCCAAGGCCAUCAUGGCUCGAUUGCGACGCGUCUCCAAAGACAAAAAGCCUGAUGAAGAUCUCGACGUGUUCCCGAUUGAACCCCAGGAUUUUGACGCAGAUUACGACCGCCUGACCCGAGCCGUCGCCAACACGCGCGCCCUGUUUGACGGCUUUGUCGGCUACGAAGAAAUCAUUUCCAAGUUUGAGUCCUACCAGUACAUGGUCCAGGGCAUGCGUCUGCGCAACGUCGAUCCGCGACCGUACGUCCCUUUUACGUACGUCUUCAAAGGACUUCCCGGAACUGGAAAGACAACGACGGCUCGCAAGCUCGGCCAGAUUUUCUACGACAUGGGUUUGCUGUCGGCUCCCGACGUCAUUGAAGUCUCGGCCUCGCAGCUUAUUGGCGAGUACUGCGGCCAGACAGGACCAAAGACGAAGCGCUUGCUAGAGUCGGCCCUCGGCAAGGUGCUCUUCAUCGACGAGGCAUACCGACUUGCAGGUCAUGCAGGAUCGUUUGCCGAGGAGGCUGUGAGCGAGCUUGUCGAUGCAGUGACCAAGCCGCAAUUUGCUCGCAAGCUCAUCAUCGUGCUGGCUGGGUACGAGGAAGACAUGGACCGUCUACUCCGAAGCAACCAAGGCAUGCGCAGUCGAUUCGCCACCGAGUUUACAUUCCGACCUCUGCGCGCCGAGCAAUGCGUCGAGCAACUACGCGCCGUUGUCGAACGUGUCGGCAUCACAAUCCAGUCAACCCGCGAGAUGGACACCAUGACCCGGACGUCUCUCAUGACUCUUCUCAAUCGUCUGAGCAACGAAAAGGGCUGGGCUAGCGGUCGCAGUGUCGAAACCCUUGGUGAGAGGCUCAUUGGGCACAUCUUCAAGGAGUGUGCCAUGAAGGGAUACACUGGCAAAGACCUGAGCGUCACUGGCAAAGAGCUGGUGACGAUACUCGGUCAAGCAUCUGGCCAUGGCGGUGCCGGAGCCAAGAAAUGGGGUGGUCAGGGGCCCAUGGGUGCAAGGCAGGUCAUGACUCUACGGGAUCUAGAGGGGUACGAGUAAAAGCGAGAUUGCGUACAUGUUUGAGUAUUUAGUUGGCUAUGAAUCAUGAGCAUGGUUGGAUGGGGAGUUUGGUGUUGGUAGUCUUAUUGGUAAUGAGAGAUGAUCUAGUCUAGUGUUCUAGUGUCUGUUAGUGUCAGUGUGUCUGUUCACCCGAUCCUUCGUCGUGAAUAAUUGUUAUAUUGAAUGCCGGACCAGGGUAAUGCUUGGUGGCAUGUAUCAACCACCAGACACCUGUGAUGAAUAGCACGCCACAGAGAAUGACGCAGUUGUAAUUCAUCGUUGUCGCAUCAAACGGCAAAGCAAGGG
Ilyonectria robusta is the source of this 3796-nucleotide messenger RNA. Its product is annotated as P-loop containing nucleoside triphosphate hydrolase protein. Lineage: Eukaryota; Fungi; Ascomycota; Sordariomycetes; Hypocreales; Nectriaceae. Gene Ontology annotation, molecular function: ATP hydrolysis activity; ATP binding. The record is from RefSeq and is a predicted model, not a curated record. The transcript has 3 exons. Bases 380 to 3490 code for a protein of 1036 amino acids.